CUGGCUGUGGCGGGACCGUGUCUAUAGUCGACAACAUUAUAAAGACGUGUGUUGACCAGUCUGUCUUUACAAUGGUGAUCGUGUUGUAACGGAGCGUCUCAAUCUCUGGAAUCGUGUCGGCGAGAAGGAAUAGAACAAGCUAUGGGUUUCGACAGUUCAUUGCGUUUGGCCAUCAUGGCCAUCAUGUGCCUUGCACUUGCAACGCCAUCGCAGGGCUGCUGUGAUAUUCGCCAGGGUAUAAUGGAUCGCCCCAGGCUGUGUCCUGGCUUCAAUGUGAACUUUGGCUCCGUUGCGGACAGCCGCAAGACAGCGGGAUUGGCUUGGUCAGUGGAUUACGGCGUGAAGCCAACAUGCAAGUCAGGCUACGCCGCAAUGGGUAAUGUUUCAUGUUUGGCCGACGGAUCCUGGUCUUUCCCGUCCGGUAUGGAUCAAGCGCAGUUCGCCUCGUCCGCUUGUUCCGUCCGAGGAAUUUGCCCUGGAUUCGACGUCAACCACGGAUCAGUACCGGACACCACCAAACCAGCUCGCAUGGCCUUUUCUACCAAUCACCUCGUCACGCCAACUUGCCAGCCCGGCUUCGAGGUGACGGCCAACGUUUCCUGCAUGGGCGAUGGAAAAUGGGUUUUCCCCUCCGGAAUGACUCAAGCGCAGUUUGUGUCAUCUGUGUGCAAAGUGACGCCACCAACUUUCACCUCCUCUGACCUUAACCCUUUGAGAGCCGCCCCAUACUUGAAUGCGUCGUAA
Molecule: messenger RNA, 744 nt
Organism: Sycon ciliatum
Lineage: Eukaryota; Metazoa; Porifera; Calcarea; Leucosolenida; Sycettidae
Exons: 5
Coding region: 142-744 (200 amino acids)
Source: RefSeq, a predicted model, not a curated record